Molecule: messenger RNA, 5074 nt
Organism: Hypomesus transpacificus
Lineage: Eukaryota; Metazoa; Chordata; Actinopteri; Osmeriformes; Osmeridae
Gene: brd3b
Product: bromodomain containing 3b
Exons: 13
Coding region: 278-2440 (720 amino acids)
Biological process (GO): regulation of DNA-templated transcription; chromatin remodeling
Cellular component (GO): nucleus; chromatin
Source: RefSeq, a predicted model, not a curated record
AUUGCGCAUGUGCAUGGAAGGAAUCGCGCAGACAGCUGAUAACUCAUCUAUUAUGCCACUUCGCUAAAUAAAAGGUGCCAGAAAACUGCGAACUAAACACCGCUGGAGCCAUUUGAGGACAAAGCAAUAAAGGCAGCUGUGCGAUGGGAUGUGAGUGUGCCUGGAGGACCACGGAGCAGAAAGAGGCGCCCUGUUUCCACUGAAGACCCCAGAACACGCGCUCAGACGUGCGUCACACACGCCAGGAGGAAGCAGGAAGUAGGAGUCCGCAGUCAGGAUGUCGGCCCCGCCCGAGGCCACCCCGCCCCUCAUCAACCCCCCAGCCCCUGAAACCUCCAACCCCACCAAGCCUGGCCGGAAGACAAAUCAGCUGCAGUACAUGCAGAACGUCGUGGUCAAGACACUCUGGAAGCACCAGUUUGCGUGGCCCUUCUACCAGCCUGUUGACGCCAUCAAGCUGGGCCUUGCCGACUAUCACAAGGUCAUUAAGAGCCCCAUGGACAUGGGCACCAUCAAGAAGCGUCUGGAGAGCAACUACUACUGGAGCGCCCAGGAGUGCAUGCAGGACUUCAACACCAUGUUCACCAACUGUUACAUCUACAACAAGCCGACAGACGACAUCGUCCUGAUGGCCCAGGCGUUGGAGAAGAUCUUCCUGCAGAAAGUGGCCCAGAUGCCCCAGGAGGAAGUGGCCCUCCUGCCUCCAGCCCCCAAAAACAAGGCCCGGAAACCAUCUGGCCCUGGUCAAGUGAGCCAGCUAGCAGAGUCGUCGGCCUCGCCCCCUACCACGUACCCCAGCACCCCGCCUCUCGCCCCUCAGGCACCCGUCAUCUCAGCCACGCCCUCGCCUGUGCCAACCGUCGCCUCCGGCCCCGCGCCCACGCCCGCCCCAGCGCCGCCCGCACCCGCCAUGAUGCCCACCGCGCAGCCCGUCGUCAAGAAGAAGGGAGUGAAGAGGAAAGCAGACACCACCACCCCGACCACGUCAGCCAUCGCUGCCAGCCGGAGCGACUCCCCGCCCCUGGACACCAAACAGGCCAAGGUGGCGUCCCGCCGCGACAGCGCCCCGCGCCCCCCCAAGCCGCCCCGCAAGGAGGAGGAGGGGGUGGAGGCGGGGGGGAAGAAGGGGCGGGCGGGGGCGGGGGCGGGGGAGCAGAUGAAGCACUGUGACACCAUCCUGAGGGAGAUGCUGUCUAAGAAGCACGCGGCCUACGCCUGGCCCUUCUACAAGCCUGUGGACGCUGCUGCCCUGGAGCUGCACGACUACCACGAGAUCAUCAAACACCCCAUGGACCUCAGCACUGUCAAGACCAAGAUGGACAGCAGAGAAUACCCCGACGCCCAGAGCUUCGCCACAGACGUGCGGUUGAUGUUCUCCAACUGCUACAAGUACAACCCCCCUGACCACGAGGUGGUUGCCAUGGCGCGCAAGCUGCAGGAUGUUUUCGAGAUGCGCUUCGCCAAGAUGCCCGACGAGCCAGUAGAGGCGGCGGCGCCCCCGGUGGUCAGUAAGAGCACGGCGAGCAGCGACAGCAGUGCUGCCUCCUCCUCCACAGACAGCUCAGACUCCGAGGAGGAACGCGCAACGCGGCUGGCCGAGCUACAGGAACAGCGGUUCACUCAGGAGCACCCCGCUGCCAAAAGGGCGGGGGGAAAAAACGGUUGUGCCAAACGUUUCCAGUUGAAGGCGGUCCACGAACAACUGGCUGUCCUAUCACAGGCUCCGGUCAGCAAACCAAAGAAGAAGAAGGAGAAAAAGGACAAGGAGAAGAAGAAAGAGAAGGAGAAGCCGGCUAAGGGGAAGGUGGAGGACGAGAAGAGAGCCAAGACUCCGCAACAGACCAAGCCAGCCAAUCAGAAGAAAGCUCCGGCCAGGAAAGCCAACAGCACCGUUACAGCCCCCAGGCAACCGAAGAAGGGAUCGAAGGCGGGGCCUGCGAACGGCGAGGAGGGGGAGGAGCCGUCCCUGCCGAUGUCGUACGACGAGAAGCGCCAGCUCAGCCUGGACAUCAACCGUCUCCCUGGGGAGAAGCUGGGUCGCGUCGUCCACAUCAUCCAGUCCCGGGAGCCCUCGCUGCGGGACUCCAACCCGGACGAGAUCGAGAUCGACUUCGAGACGCUAAAGCCGUCUACUCUGAGGGAGCUGGAGAGAUACGUCAAGUCCUGCCUGCAGAAGAAACAACGCAAGCUGCUACUGGGUUCUGGGAAAAAGAGUUCCAGGUCUAAGGAGGAGCUGGUUCAGGAGAAGAAGAGAGUGUUAGAGCAGAGACUACAGGACGUGAGCGGACAACUGGGCAGCAGCAAGAGAUCGUCCAGAACAGAGAAGGCGGCGGGCGCGGCUGCAGGGGGCGGGGCCUCCCGUCUGAGUGGCAGCAGCAGCUCCUCUGAGUCUGGCAGCAGUAGCUCCAGCGGCUCUAGCUCCAGCAGUGACUCAGACUGAACACACACACUGAACACACACACACGUAUACACUCACAUAUACACACAUACAUGCACGCACACACGUGGAUCCAGCUUCUGUAGUGACUCGGACUAAACACACAUACACACAAUAGAUCUGUCUCCAGUAAGGACAUGCGUACAAACACGUAGACACAUAAAACACAAACGUGUGAAUCCAUCUCCAGUAAUGACCCGGGACUGAACAUACAGACAUGUAUCCACCUCUAGUUGUGACUCAGACUGAACACACACACACACCACCCGAAGGCCAUUCGGAAGAGUUUCAUCCUGAAGCCAGACUGUACAUAUGUGAGGCCCUCUCGCUCAUUUAACCCUUUUCUAGCUACUAGUGCUAAUCUCCUUGGAGGACCUUCUCUCUGAGGACCAGCAGGCGUGGUCUGAGGAACCUGACCCUGUGUUGUACGUAGAGGCCUGUAGAGUCGUACGGCCAGUAGGAACAGAGUGAGACUGCAGUAUCUGACUGUCCCUAGUCUCUCUGUGUUGUGCUGCCCUACAAGGGCACCGCCUGGUACCACCACCACCCCCACCUUCCUCUACAGAGAGAAAGAAGAACGUGUCACUUCCUCUACGGACAGGAAAAACAACGUGUCACUUCCUCUACAGACAGGAAGAGCAACGUGUGACUUCCUCUACGGACAGGAAAAGCAAAGUGUCACUUCCUCUACAGACAGGAAGAGCAACGUGUCUCUUCCUCCACAGACAGGAAGAACAACGUGUCAUUUCCUCUACAAACAGGAAGAGCAACGUGUCAUUUCUUCUACGGACAGAAAGAGCAACGUGUCACUUCCUCUACGGACAGAAAGAGCAAUGUGUCACUUCCUCUACGGACAGGAAGAGCAACGUGUCACUUCCUCUUGUUUAUCCCGGUUGACCACGGCUGCUGUCUGGGAGGCUCGUUGUCGUUAUCCCCAGAGGGGAAUCCUGGACGACAACACUAAAGACUUGUUUCCGUGGCUACGAUAGGUCCCUUUCCCUGGCAGACUACUGCGCCCCCCCUGCCCCGCCGCUCCCUCACCUCAGCAACAUUCCAGAAGCAUCCACGGUCAGAGGGUUCUAGCCAGCGCCGUAAACACCGGCGGCUCUGGACCACAGCUACCGAUCAACUCGGAAACAGUAUCGCCACGGUUACAGCAUAUUUGUGGUUACUUCAGUCGUAACAGGAUUAACGAUGAUGUCAUUGAAACGUUCCGUGGAUUCAGAAUGACAUUUGUUUUUUUUGUUUUUUUAAGUGACAUCUGGAGAAGCAUGGUACACGUCUCAAUCCUGUCCACCUCCAGGGUCACCCCCAGGGUCACCUCCAGGGUCACCCCCAGGGUCUCUCUGACCUCUGACCUACCUGCAGCCCCCAGGCUUGCCGUCUAUUUGCAGAGCGUCAGAGGCCAGAGGUCAGGACGUCAGUUAACCCAACACUACUUCUUCAUAUUUCUUCACGGAUUGUGUUGAUGUCUUUUACGUGUCUCAUAUUUUGUACCAGUGUUUGUUUUGAUACUCCCCACUCCCUGACCCCAGUACACAGGGCAGACCAGACUAAUUAUUGGGGUUGAACUGCCCUGACAGACAAACCUACGAGUCCACCUCUGAUUCUCCACUAAUCAGCUCCUCGAGUGAUAUGUCCAGUUAGUCGAUUUAGAAUUUGUUCUGCAGAGCAGUUAAGACUGGGUUUUUCUUUUUUCCCCUAGGGUUUUCCUCCUACUUUAUUCGCUGUUUCUCUAGCUCCUGUCUCUUUCACUCCUCUCUCUGCCAGUGGUGGGGCAGUGCCACAACCUGGCACCUGCCAUUACUGCCACCAGUCAUUUCUGAAUGUAAUACAAUGGUUUGUUUGUUUGUUUAUCAGACAGCGGUUCUAUUGAAAUGUUUCAUUUUUUCCUAUUCUGGUGUAACAAACACUAACUGUAGCCUGGUUCUCUGUAGUAUUUGUGUGAAAAACACAUAAAAACAACUUAAUUAGUUUACUGAACACAGGACACAUGACAGUCUGUUCAAAGUAAAUGUCACCCAUCUUUUUGUUUUCUAUUUGAGCAUAGCGAGACCUUUUGUAAAUCAAGCUAGUGAACUAUGUUGUGAUUUGCUCUCUGGUCUUCCUUCCAAAUUCCAAAUCAUGUAUUCAGGUUGUUUGUUUGAUACCUUGUGUUAUACAGCUGUGGUGACUGAUGACAGACGUGGCUCUGUUUUAUCUGACGUGAUAAGUGUGACUGUCUCCCGUCAGUCCUACGGCCAGAGGAGGGGACUUCCCAACGCCUGGUGACCCACAACACAGACAGCAUCAGCUGGAUUAGCUGACUGAUGAAAGGGGAUAUGAGUAGAAGUCUUUUCAUCAUAUUCACUCAUUUUUGUUUUUAGUUUCAUGGUCAAUUUAUAGUUGAUUUUAUAUUUUAAUUAAAUGAUUUUAUGUAUUUGCAUGCACUCCGACUGAUAACUUUUCUCAGAUAUUCUUUGAGCACUGUAUGGUAUCUCGUGCAGACAACAGCCCUGGAGGAAUCAUCAUCCUAACCUCCAGGCCACCUGGGGGAGAACAGACAAGCAAAGCUGAAUGAACUGAUGUAAUUACUUCUAUGGGAUCCCUUAUUUUCUGAGUUCCUUUGUUUUCAUAAAUAAACUACAUAAACGUAA